This is a messenger RNA of Glycine soja, 799 nucleotides long. RefSeq names its product lipid transfer-like protein VAS. The transcript is spliced from 3 exons. The record is from RefSeq and is a predicted model, not a curated record. NCBI's taxonomy places the organism in Eukaryota, Viridiplantae, Streptophyta, Magnoliopsida, Fabales, Fabaceae. Bases 93 to 548 code for a protein of 151 amino acids.
UGUUGGUGAACAUCUAACAAAAUCGAUUGGGAGAAAGGCAAAGGGGAUCGCUGAAAUCAAUUAGUCUGGUUGUAGUGGGAAAAGAAAAGAAAAUGAAAAUGGGUGGUGGGUGCAAGUGUUUGGUAUCGUUGGUGUUGGCUUUGGUGUUGAUGAGGAGUUUGGCGGAGGCGCAAUCGGGCACCAGCACCACUUGCGCCCAGGAGCUAAUUCCAUGUGUGAACUUUCUGAAUGGGACAACCACCCCACCAAGCUCUUGCUGUGACCCUCUCAAACAAACCGUGGAAAACCAACUGGAUUGCCUCUGCAACAUCUUCUUCAGCCCCGGCUUGCUUCAAAGCUUCAACGUCUCUGUUGAUCAGGCUCUCGCUCUCAGUCGCCGCUGCGGCGUCACCAAUGGUAUCACCAGCUGCACAAACGGGUCAGCUCCAGCUCCGGGUUCAGGGCCACCACCAGUCACACCUGGAGGUGACAAAGGAGGAGCAGGCAGAGUCACAUUCACCGGGCUUUCUUUCCUCCUCUUAUUUUGGGUAUCUAUGCUGUUUAAUUAGGAAGGUGGUUCUUUAUCCUUCGGAGCCUCUACUAUGUUGAAGUUAUCUUUGUAUUUCCACACGUUGAUUAUUCGGUGAUCAUAUGAUUGUAUUUUCUUUUCACUUUUUUUCUUCUUUAGAGACCUCUGAUUCAAUUGAGUAAAAAGUUUAUUUAAACGAACAUUCUUCAUUGUCAAAUUUUAGUUGGUAGAGUUAUUUGUGGUGCUUUUGGUUGCACCCUUUAUAUAAAGUGGUUUGUUGUUCUUAUGAAA